Messenger RNA from Ostreococcus lucimarinus CCE9901, 429 nucleotides. RefSeq lists its product with no specific name. Lineage: Eukaryota; Viridiplantae; Chlorophyta; Mamiellophyceae; Mamiellales; Bathycoccaceae. The transcript has a single exon. Bases 1 to 429 code for a protein of 142 amino acids. The record is from RefSeq and is a predicted model, not a curated record.
AUGCUCUCGACGCGCGCGCGAGCGGCGCCGCCCUCCUUCGCGCGCGUCUCGAGCCGCUCGCGUCGCGCUCGCGUCCCCGCGGCGUCGCCGCGCGCCGUCGAGUUCGGCGCGCGGGACAUCGCUUCCCUUCCUCGCGUCGCCGCGUCGUUCGCAUCCGCCGGAAAACUAAAGUCGCCGGCGCCCCAGCGCGCGUCUCGCGACGUCAAAGCCCGCGGCGUGCCCGUUCUCUCGUCGCUUCCGCUCGUCGGCUGGGCGUUUUCGUCCCCAGUCGUGCUCGUGGUCUACGUUUUCGUCGCGAUUAGGAUGUAUCUCGGCUACGACAGGACCACGUUCGGAAGCGGCGUGCCCAAGAUCGCCAUGUGCGGCCUGUGGCCCGUCUUGGCCGCGCUAUCGGCGUCGUUUCGCGAGAAUUUAAAGCGCUCUUUGUAA